CUGAAAAUCCGGAACCCCGGUUCUGAUUUUCUUUCGCCCUGGUCUUUGCUGCCUUCUGGUUCUCUCCUAGGCUCAUUGGAGCUAGGAGCUCAGUGCAGCGACGAACCGCGUGGACCUGAGGCUGUCCGGGCGGCCCCCAGCCGCCUGCCUAUUUUCUCCCUCGCCAGGAUUCCUGUCUAGUCAUGACGAGAUUCUGGGUCUGCGUAGCCGGCGCUGGCUUCUUUCUUGCGUUUCUGGUUUUCCAUUCUCGAUUUUGUGCCUCUCGGCUCCCGUUACCUCUUCACUUUGCUUUUAAAAUUUCCUGGAGACCUGAGGAAGCCCUUUACCGGCUGGAUGUGGAUUGGCCUAAGUAUUCAGAAUACUUUACUGGAGCAACAUUUUGUGUUGCAGUUGACUCCCUCAACGGAUUGGUUUACGUAGCCCAAAGAGGGGAUAACAUCCCAAAGGUAUUAGUGUUCACAGAGGAUGGAUAUUUCCUACGAGCCUGGAAUUAUACAGUUGACACACCUCAUGGUAUAUUUGCAGCCAGUACACCACAUGAACAAUCUGUCUGGAUCACGGAUGUAGGAAGUGGACUCUACGGUCAUACUAUUAAAAAAUACAAUUCCUUUGGUGAUCUUGUUCAAGUUUUGGGUACCCCAGGCAAAAAAGGCACUGGUUUAAAUCCCCUGCAGUUUGAUAACCCUGCAGAAUUAUAUGUAGAAGACACAGGGGAUAUUUACAUUGUGGAUGGAGAUGGAGGAUUGAAUAACAGGUUGAUCAAAUUGUCCCAAGAUUUCAUGAUCCUUUGGCUACAUGGAGAAAAUGGGACAGGGCCUGCUAAGUUCAGCAUUCCUCACAGUGUUACAGUUGAUUCUGAUGGUCGGGUGUGGGUGGCGGACCGAGGCAAUAAAAGAAUUCAGGUGUUUGAUAAAGACACGGGGGAGUGGCUAGGAGCUUGGAAUAAUUGUUUCUCCGAAGAAGGACCUUCUGCAGUCAGAUUUACUCCCGACGGGAAGCACUUGAUCGUAGCUCAGCUGAAUCUGAGCCGGCUCUUACUCGUGGCGGCGCCCCCGGUAGGAAGCAUUGGCGACUGUUCGGUGAUCAGCACGAUCCAGCUGGCGGAUCAGGUCUCACCUCAUCUCUUAGACGUCAGUGGGAAGACUGGAGCCAUCUAUGUAGCAGAAAUUGGAGCAAAACAAGUACAAAAAUACGUCCCUGUGAAGAGCUAUUUCUCUUCAUUCGGUUCGUAACUGUUUCUUUCCCUGAAGGUCUUUUCAAGUGGAAGUUCAGAUUCUCAGCUUUGGGGCAUUCUUGUGACUUCAUUUCACACAUGAGUGCAUAAGGAUACUUUAUGAAAGAAACGUAACUCUAAUGAAGAAUGGGGUGGGAAAGCGGGACUAAGGUGGUAACCCAGUAAUUUGCCCUAUAGACUCAUUCUCGCUGGGGGUGGGGGGAACACAGGAAUAAAAAUGGGUUUGCAGGAUAAUUUAUUGAAUUUCACAUAAACAACACAAACCUUCACUUAGUAAAAAAUGAACUGCUUGAGAGAUGGGGUCAGAUGGGGUCUUGAUUAACGAGAACCCACAGAGUGCCAGGUCCUGAAGAUUCGGGAAUGAGCAGGCAGGGUUGUCUGUGCCUUUGAGUAGCUUAUAGUCCACGAAACACGGCAGCAGCAGCGCACCAGGGAAGUAGGACUUUCUGAAGGAGGGGUGUUUUGUCUGAAUCAUGGAGGCUUUGCAGGGGAGUCCGUGUGAGUUCCUCAAGCUCCGUUUGAAAAGCAGGAGGAGAGAACGACGUCCAGGUACAGAUGUUAAGAAAAGUGCACGCUUGCUGUGAACUUCGCUAGACUUUAUUUUACAGGCCCAGCUUGGCUUUGGUCCUUUAGUUGUAGGAUACGUAGUUGCAUCCUUUACGUGUAGGAAUAAAAUGGCUAGCGUCAAGCACUUUACCGAAAGGGGUUUUUACAAAUAACUGGAAUGGUUUUUAAAGGUAGCGUUAAAAAUAGUUCCUCUCAGUGCCGCCAUCUUCCUUCCUUCCUUCCUUCCAUCCCUCUUUUUUAUAUGAACUCUGUCCCUUUCUAACAUUUGUCUACCUCAGGGAAGUUUUAGAAUUAUUUAUGGAAGAAUGUGUGCCAAACACUUGGAGCUAUUAAAAUGAAGAAUUUCCUACCCUUCUAUUUCUAUGUCUCUUUUUUACCCCUUUGAAUAUUGGCCUCCCAGGUAAGACCAUUUGUUCAGUUUGUUCUAGUUCAUUCUAGGUUUGGAAGGAACCUUGCCAUAUUACAGUCUUUCAGAUCAUUCUUCGCCUUUUCUCGCAUCAGCCUCCAUCUUUAUCUCCGUGUUUCACUGUAAAUUGUAUGGCAAGUGAGAAAUCUUGAGCUGACUGUCCUCAUUACCUGUUACGACUGGAGUCUGCUUUCCAGACCUCGAGGAACUUACACUUUUGUCAUAUCUUGAUGCAGUUAGGAAGGUAAAUCUACCAACAGGAAACCCUCUCCUGUGUUCCAAGGCCAUUGAUGUGUGUUUGUGCCACUGGUCAAUCUGUGUGAUCUAAGUGAGCUGCCUUAGUUUUCUCUUCAGUGAAAUGGGACCAUCAUUGCCUUUCCUCCUUCAGGAAGGCUGUGAGGAUCAGAUGUGCAAUAGGUACAAAUGUGCCCUUUGAAAUCUGUAGCUCCAAGUACAUUAAAGUCAUCUUAUUAGCAAGGGUCCUACUAAAUGUGCUAUUUACCUGAUACCAGCUAUCAGUUUUGCCUUAAUUUUGCAUUUAUUGCUUUUUUUCAAAGCGUAUCCUCACAAAUUUUAUGCAGUUUAGCCAAAUCGACUUGGAUGAAAGGAAAUAAUUUGAGGUUUUAUUGUUUUGUUUCCAAGCCAGGACAAGAAGUGCAAAUGUCUCUUUGAAAGAAUAUAGGUUAGAUUUUGUCAUUUCAAAAAUGUUGUAUUUAACUUUGUUUUAUACCAGAUUUUUAUAAAACUCGCUGAAAGUAUUGUUUCCAUGUGUCCUGCUAAAAGUUUAUUUUAUUAGCAUACUCGUAAUCAUGGUAUCUCACUUUUCUCCUUUGGAUUAAUUGGUUAAAUUAAUUGAAUGAGAAGUGUGUUGUAUUUUCUAUUAAAAAAUAAAAGUUUUGGAAA
Messenger RNA from Lagenorhynchus albirostris (white-beaked dolphin), 3110 nucleotides. RefSeq names its product NHL repeat containing 3 (gene NHLRC3). Lineage: Eukaryota; Metazoa; Chordata; Mammalia; Artiodactyla; Delphinidae. The record is from RefSeq and is a predicted model, not a curated record. Gene Ontology annotation, molecular function: translation repressor activity; protein binding; ubiquitin protein ligase activity. The coding region runs from base 183 to 1232 and encodes 349 amino acids. Gene Ontology annotation, biological process: proteasome-mediated ubiquitin-dependent protein catabolic process; negative regulation of translation; protein polyubiquitination. The transcript has 7 exons.